Drosophila grimshawi is the source of this 2389-nucleotide messenger RNA. Its product is annotated as alpha-tubulin N-acetyltransferase 1. The record is from RefSeq and is a predicted model, not a curated record. The coding region runs from base 397 to 1776 and encodes 459 amino acids. Gene Ontology annotation, biological process: alpha-tubulin acetylation. Gene Ontology annotation, cellular component: microtubule. NCBI's taxonomy places the organism in Eukaryota, Metazoa, Arthropoda, Insecta, Diptera, Drosophilidae. Gene Ontology annotation, molecular function: tubulin N-acetyltransferase activity. The transcript is spliced from 8 exons.
CUUAGUUGACUGUCGUGCAUACAACAACGUUCUGACGGACGCUAGUUCGUGCGUGUCGGUUUUCCGUGUGUUUUCAAGCGGGGCAUACAUACAUAAAUACAUAGUUGUUCCUUGCCAAAGGUGGCAUAAGUAAACACCAAAGACGCUAAGAGCAAACAUCCCCCCACGACCCGUGCUGCUCGCAUCCAACUGCAUCCAACCCCCGAAGCAAACGCUAACAAGAAAAUCUCUGUGCAGCAGUUACGCCAACGCAACAGCAUCGGAAUCUGAUUGGAGCGGCAAAACCAUAAGGCGAUAUUACAACUAUAUAUAUAUUUAAAGCAAGCGUAUUUGCAAUUUUAUUAUUGUUUGUGUUUGUGCCGUUCGCAGUUCACAGUUCGAGCAGCAGCAUCAAUAAUGGUGGAUUUCCGUUUCGACAUUAAACCGCUGUUUCCGCAGCCAAUUAUCAAAGUGGCAUCCAAUUUAUUGCCGCACACCUUUCGAGGUGAUCGGCGUCAGUGUUUAGAUGCCACCUCAAAGAUGUCCGAGAUAAUCGAUCGCCUCGGCCAUUUGUCGGCCGUAUCGCAGGGCCUGAGCAAACCGGUGACAACGGCUCAGCGCCUACGCAUGUCGGAGAACCAGACCAUCUAUCUGCUGGCCGAUACUGAAGCGGGUCACAACGGCGCCGUCACUGGCUUGCUCAAGGUGGGCACCAAAGAUCUCUACUUGUUCGACGAGAAGGGCCAGACACGCAAAAUGGAGCAAUCGCCUUCGAUUUUGGACUUUUAUGUGCACGAAUCACGUCAGCGUGCCGGAUUGGGUAAGCAUCUGUAUGAAACCAUGUUAAGUGAGGAGCAAUGGCUGCCAAUUAAGUGCUCCGUGGAUCGUCCAUCGGAGAAGCUAUUGGCCUUUCUGGGCAAACAUUAUGGUUUGAAGCGCACCAUUCCCCAGGCGAAUAAUUUUGUGCUCUACGAGGGCUUCUUCGAGGAUGCCGCUUCACAGAAUGGCUCCCGAAAUGGACAUGCCGAGUCGCCACAGCGCACCAAGAAUGGCUUGCACAUAACAAACAGUCCUAACACACAACUCUUUGGUGCUACAUAUUUGGGCGAUGAGGCUAACAAACGCAACAAUCGACGUGGCAGCGGUUCACAGCAGCAGUUGCAACAACAGCAGCUGCAUCAAAUAACACAGAUCUCACCAAAUGGACGCUAUGGUGCCAAGCGUCCCACAUGCAGCAUGGCCGAGAUAAUUCAUGCUGGCAGUGGCAAUUCCAACAAGGGAGGCGGUGGAGGCAACGCAGAAUCUAGCAGCGGCAACGAUAUUGCUGAAAUUGCCGAACAAUUGCAGCAUUUGCAGGCGAUCGAAAUCGAAGCAUAUGAAUUGGUGCCAGAGCCAGAGCAGGAACAAGAGCCCGAACCCGAGGAAGUUGUCACUCCAGCAUCGCCGCCGCGCAGAUCGCACACCCCAACGCCGCCCACAGUGCGUUCGCCGGAGGUGGCCGAGAGCAUUAUUGGUGACAAUCGGAAGCCGCCAGCCUUCCAACUGAGCAAGCAGCACACGGGCAUGAAGAAUCGCUCCUUUGGCGUCGGCAUGGCUGUUAUGCCCACCAGCAAGAUGGAGUUCAAUCAGCAGGAGCGCGAAGAUUUCGGUGUGGUCAAAAUCAAUCGUCCGUUGGGCAAUGAAGCCACUACACCCGGUCACGACAACACAGAUGCCAUGUCCACAGUAUCGUCCACCGGUGGCUUGACCGAUCAGGGUUAUAACGAUCUAAAGUUCUAUCACAAUAAGUUGUGGUAAAUCCCUUAAAAUACCACUCAGAUAUCAGCAACAAUAUGCUAGCAAUAUUUGCUACCAAUGUGUUUACAAUUUUUGUACGUCAUAAAAAUCAUAAAAUAUGCAUAACAAUUAAUGAGCAAAUAGCAGUUAAGAUAAUACUUAUAUAAAAAUUAACAAUUACCCUAGAGACAGACACAAACGGUUCCUGUUCGCCUUAGUUCAUUUAUGUUGUACGCUGCUUCGUAAUGAUUUUUCUGUUUUGUUUUUGUUAAUCAGUUCAUUUGUUACACCCACGCACUUUACAGCGCAAUCGAAUGUUAGUCAGCAACAGCAACAGCAACAAUAUUAACAGUCUGUAGUUCAAUUUAGUUAACAGCCGUCAAGCGAAAUGCAAAAGUUAUUUAAAUAUGUAGUAUGCGAAUUAACAUGGUAAUCACAAAAAAUAAAUGUGCGUAUCUUCCAUUGCAGCAAACGCGAAUAUUAUGAGCAGAUCUAUAGCGAAUAUAUGCUAUAAUUGGCCCGCAUACCUAACUUAAUAGGAGAUUCUCAAACCAAACUUAAUGUAUCCUGUAAUAAUUAGUUAAGCAUUGCAAUAAUAGUCCAAAAUAAAGUCAACUUUGAUUCUAUUUAUGUA